AGAAUCUUCCUCCUUCAUCAAUAGAAGCCAAGUAUUUCAUCUGGACUUCUUAAAGCUAAGUCAUUAAAAUGACUAAGUUUUCUUCUUUUUCUCUGUUUUUCCUAAUAGCUGGGGCUUAUAUGACUUCAGAGUGUUUCAAGAUGGAGAUUAUUGGAGGGAGAGAAGUGUCACCUCAUUCCAGGCCCUUUAUGGCCUCCGUCCAGUACGGCGGGAAGCACGUCUGUGGAGGGGUCCUGAUCGCUCCCCAGUGGGUGCUCACAGCAGCCCACUGCCACUUCCGGUUUGAUAAAAGCCAAUCUCCCACAGUGGUUUUAGGAGCACACUCUCUCUCAAAGAAUGAGGCCUCCAAACAAACAUUUGAGAUUAAAAAAUUCAUACCAUUCUCAAGAUUUUUAAUAGAUCCUAAAUCAAAUGAUAUCAUGCUGGUUAAGCUUCACAAGGCUGCAAAACUUGGCAAAUAUGUUCAGCUGCUCCAACCAAGAUCCAAAAGCUAUCUUAGAGCUGGAACCAAAUGCCAGGUUACUGGCUGGGGAGCCACCAACUCAGAUACUUUAAGCCUCUCUGAUACCCUGCAAGAAGUCACUGUUACUGUCAUAAGUCGAGAAGUUUGCAACAGCCAAAAUUACUACAACCACAACCCUGUCAUAACCAAAGACAUGGUAUGUGCAGGAGAUGCCAAAGGCCAGAAGGAUUCCUGCAAGGGUGACUCAGGGGGCCCCUUGAUCUGUAAAGGUGUCUUCCACGCCAUAGUCUCUGGAGGUACUGCAUGUGGUGUUGCCAGGAAGCCUGGAAUCUACACCCUGUUAACCAAGAAGUACCAGACUUGGAUCAAAAGCAAGCUUGCCCCAUCUCGUGCAAAUUUAGAUUACGAAUGAUUUUCCUGGAUCUACCAGUUACUUGCUUCUUUUUUUCCUAAUAUGCUCAUAGGUCAACUUUAUCUUCAGAUGUAGCUCAAUGCAGGUAAAGAAGAGCACAGCCAGGCUCCGUUUCUGCUCCCUUGAGACUCAUUCUGCUAAGGAGUCAAGUUUUUUG
This is a messenger RNA of Propithecus coquereli (Coquerel's sifaka), 1032 nucleotides long. It is a transcript of the gene GZMK, whose product is annotated as granzyme K (granzyme 3; tryptase II). The transcript is spliced from 5 exons. The coding region runs from base 69 to 875 and encodes 268 amino acids. Gene Ontology annotation, biological process: proteolysis. Gene Ontology annotation, molecular function: serine-type endopeptidase activity. Lineage: Eukaryota; Metazoa; Chordata; Mammalia; Primates; Indriidae. The record is from RefSeq and is a predicted model, not a curated record.